Messenger RNA from Lepidothrix coronata (blue-crowned manakin), 3328 nucleotides. Its product is annotated as protein FAM26E-like. Gene Ontology annotation, molecular function: monoatomic cation channel activity. The record is from RefSeq and is a predicted model, not a curated record. NCBI's taxonomy places the organism in Eukaryota, Metazoa, Chordata, Aves, Passeriformes, Pipridae. The coding region runs from base 102 to 1031 and encodes 309 amino acids. The transcript has 2 exons.
GGCCAGCAGCGGGCUGCUCGUCCUCGGGAGAGCUUUCCCCUGCUGCAAACUGCUGCGAAGAUAAACUGUCUUGGUUUUUACCUCCUUAGUGAGUAUCAGACAUGGAUGCUUUCCAAACAAUCCUAAAGUUCUUCAUCAACCAGAAAACUGCUAUAGGUUACAGUUUUAUGGCACUGCUGACAAUGGGAGGUGAACGUGUGUUUUCUCUUGUUGCUUUCAGAUGCCCUUGCAGCGGUGAAAACCUCAGGUACGGUUUGGUAUUUCUCUUCUCCCCAGCUCUUGUUUUGCUAGUUAUUGGAUACUUCUUGAACAACAAGACCUGGAAACUCUUUACAGGCUGCUGGGUGAAUCCCAGGAAAAUAUUCCCAAGAGGGAAUGUCUGCCAUUUCUUUUACGUCUUUGGACAAAUCACUCUAAAUGCCCUGGUUGCCCCAGUGAUGUGGCUUUCUGUGGCUUUGCUCAACGGGACUUUUUACGAAUGUGCCAUGAGUGGCUUGGACACUCCUGCCUACUUAAAGGUGGUUUGCAACAGAAAAUCUGAAAAGUGCUUUGGAGAGCUACACAUGGUAGCCUGUGGCAAAAGCUCCAUGCCCUUUUCAGAGAGUGAUGAACUAAGACGAACACUUCAAGCACAGUCCCAGAUUUUAGGCUGGUGUGUGAUAGUUACCACAGCCCUUCUCUCCCUACUAGCCACUUGCUGUGCCAGCUGCCAUUCAAAAGUCAGUCACCUCCAGCAGAUGUUCGGAAGAGUGUAUGAGGGGACGGAGAAGGAGCAACUGGAGCAUAUUUUCCAGCUGUAUGCCACCAAGCUGAGUGAGAGAAACCUCGAGUGCUUUUUUGAAAACAAGGAACCAGAACCGAUUUCCCUGCCAGCUUUUCAGGCAUGGGAGGAUGCUUCCCAGCUUUACUCUUUCAGCAGCAGCAAACAGCAUUAUAGUACAAUUCACAAGCUAGUUGAAGAAGGCCAGAAAGGAACCAGUGAGGAAAGGGAGACAAUGCUGGACUUUGUGGAAAGAAGGGAAAUACCAUAAAUCAAUUUUCAGCUUUUUUAUAUCUUGCUAAAAUAGCAUACUUCUAGCUGGUUUCAUCUCUAUUUUUUUUCCCACAACAGUCUCUUUCUUCUUCAUCAUGUUCCCUUCCAGUAAUACACUUGCUCCAAAAGAAUGGAAUGAAAUUAUUUCCCUACAUGAGUGAAAAGGCUGCGGUCCUCCAUGUCAUCCGGGGUUCAUGCUUUACUAAUGUCACUGGCUGACAGCAAGAGCUGACAGCAAAAAGAGAUGAAUAAUGACUUCUACAAGUGGGUUUUAACAAUAUCCCAUGUAAAAGGUGUUAUAGCAUUCUCUAUGUAAAUCAAGAGACUACCAUUAAGUAACAUCAUUUAAAGUGUGUGAAUAUGAUAAUAGAAGAUGUGUGUAGCUUUCUGACAGCCCAUAGAAAGUAAAGGGUUUCCUUCCAAGUCACUUCCAGGAGAAUUGCAGGUACAGCCUCAUUUUAAGGCACCAGCAAUCCCUCAAGACUUCUCUCUUUGGAUAUUUUGCCAAACAUCUUCUCCAUAUUAUCUUCUCCAACUGAGAAUUUCUGUUUGUAUGGGUAUCAAGUUCUAGUUUUGAGUGGGUUUCAGGCACUAGGUGCAGCCUGUAGUGCUAUGUAAUACUGUUUGUACUGGGCCUACAGCUAGUGUACAACGGAGGGCCUGGAAUGAAAAUUCCACUUUUCAAGACAAGAAAAUAUUUUUGCAGAAGACUGAUCUUCAUUUUUCUGAAUAUCUUAGAAAACUUAGUGUCAGGAGCAAGAAGAACUGGCAGAUGAGGCAACUGCAUAAUCAGUGCCUCUGACAAAUGCGUUUCACCCCAGAGCCCUAUGCUUUACCUCACCCACUUGGAAUUCACCAUCUGGCUCCCACACAAGAUAUCCAUCCAGAGUAUUCUCAAACACUGUAUAAAAGGAGAAAAAAGUUACUUUCCCUGGGGUGUCUGGGCAGGCUUUUACGCAGCAUUUUACUGCCAGUCUCUCCGAGUCUGCAAAGAAUCAUAUUUUUGCUGUGCUUGAGUCAAGCUCUGAACAACAAACCAGGGUACUCUGCCCAGUUGUUCUCAUACUCAUUGUGCUUCUUUCAGCAGGUAAAAGUAUCUACAGGCAUAUACAGACAAUUACUCUUUAUGAAAUAAAAUCCAAGAGCUAAUUCCACUGUCUGCUCAGAAUUUUUCUGUAUGUUUUGAAUAACCUGUGACCUUUCAGACAAUGUUUAAACUACUUUUAUCCCAAAUGAUUCACUUAGCAACAGACUUAGAACAUGUCAUACACUCAAAUGCUGCAGCUGAAAGCACAGGUGCAACACUGCCAAAAUGAAAGUCACAACAGCAGCCAUGUCUGACACUAUGCCUGGCAUAUACACUGGGUUCCUCUCCUGGUAUAGCAUCUACCUACUUUCAGGGUAUACAACCCUUCCCGUUUGUCUGGUUUUAUCUUUCUUUAUGAGAGCUGCUCCAACAUCUUCUGUUCAGCCCCGUUUCACCUCCUCCGUACAUGCAAGAGGAGAGGAGACACAUCCUGCUGCCUGGGCCAACCCUUCUUUUCCAAAACUUCCUUCCUCAGUGGUACCACAGAAAACCAAAGAAAGUAGAGACGCAAAGGGGAGGACAUCAAGUAGGUUAAUAAGUUGAUCAAGGAAUAUGGGAAACGUGGAUUGAUGUAAAGAUAAGGCCUCCACUGUGAUAUAAUAUCUGGGACACCGAGUCAAAAGCAUAGCUGGUAGAGGGAAGGGAGGAAGGACAGAGUGAUCCCACUCAAGGCUUUUGGCAUACUCUUUUCCUUUGGAAGAAAGCUCAAAGCUCUGCACUUGAGAAGUCAGGGCCAUAUGAAACAGCAGUGCUUCCCAGCCUAAUCUUCUACUAUGGAGGAACAAAACCAAGGUGCAUUCUCCUCUCCUUAUCCUUACCCUGCUUCAUAUUUGCAGGUAAUUCCUAUUGAGAGUGUCUCCACCUCCAAGACAGCUGCUGAACAAUUCAUGCUGCAGUGUGUGCCUGGUAGAAGCCCUCACUGAUCCUCAUUCCCAGGGCUGUGUGACUGUUUUAUCUUACGAAAAUGCCUAUGACCUAAUGCAAUUCCAUGUGGAUGCUGGAAUACUUCCAUAAAACCAGACAAAAAUAAAAGCAAGUUUGACCUACAUUUUCAACUGGAAUCUGGUUUUGGCAAAUUUAACCCUGUUCUUCAAGUUGCUAUCGCAAAAGCUGUUUUCUAUCAACAUUGUCCCUAAAUUCAGCAGCUACCAUGGUAGCUCAGGAUGAGACAAAGACUAUUGUCAACACUAUCCAAAACAAACUGAAGA